AAAACCUCGAAUGUGCAUCCCAAUCGAGGGUGUCUCAUCACUCUGACUGACCUCACCGCAGGCCGGAAAAGUAUUCGAUCGAGCACGGCACAGGACGACCAACUUGCCCUCUAGUCUGGCCAUGUCGUCCUGCAUCCGCCCAGAUGCACCACACCUAGACCCUUGCGACGCCACACCUACGUACUCCUCGGUCUUCAUAUCUCGCUGGUACAAUCGCGUUGAUCCGCAUACACUGCACCGGGCCUUUCCAAAUCUUCCUCGUCCGUGCUCAGUCCCAGAACGAGUCGAGAGCGAUCCAGGUCGAUCAAUCUCCGCAUCCACAUCAGUAUCCGUCCUUGGCCGUCGCGCCAUGAUCAGAUUUGCUUGAUCGAAGGCCAUCAGAGGCGAGGUAUUCGUAGCUGUCGUCGGCAGCAGCCAGCAGUGAGUGAGUGAGGUGGCCGACCCCGAGUGCUUACUUUCUCGCGCAUGGCGCCGGAGAAGCGGUGGCCGAGUUCCCGUCCGGCCGGAGGCGGAAUGCGCGGCGGCGGCGCCAAGUGCGUGAGCGGGAAGCUGCAGGCGCAAGGCCGGGCGCGGCCGGCGGCGGCGCCGGGGCAGGGGUACUUCACGGCGGGGCUGGCGGCGCUGUUCCUCUGCCUGACCGCGCUGCUGGUGGUCCUGCCGCUGGUGCUGCCCCCGCUGCCGCCGCCGCCGUUGCUGCUGCUGGUGGUGCCGGUGGGGCUCAUGGCCGUCCUGCUCGCGCUGGCGCUCGUGCCGCUGCCGUCCGACGGCCGGGGCGCGAGCGGCGCCGUCGCCUCGUCGUGCCUGUACUGAUGAGGAGCGCGCUUGGCACGUGCGCGAGGGAGGGGGAGCCGGGGAGUGCGUACAUGUAAAAAUGUGAGGUUUAACAAUAUUUUCUUUGUGUUAAUUAAGGCUAGCAAUUUCUUUUCCUUUUUGUUCUGUGCUCGGAAUGAUCUCUCCGCUUGUUUAUGCAGAGGCCUGAGGGCCUCAGGCGGGUUCACAGGUUUCACACUCAAUUUUUAUUUGUAUUUUUAUUUAUUUGUCGCAUAUUGAGAAUGGAGAUAAUAUAUGUAUAGGCUUGGGUACCGUA
This is a messenger RNA of Setaria italica (foxtail millet), 1087 nucleotides long. Its product is annotated as protein AUXIN-REGULATED GENE INVOLVED IN ORGAN SIZE. The coding region runs from base 466 to 810 and encodes 114 amino acids. NCBI's taxonomy places the organism in Eukaryota, Viridiplantae, Streptophyta, Magnoliopsida, Poales, Poaceae. Gene Ontology annotation, biological process: positive regulation of organ growth. The record is from RefSeq and is a predicted model, not a curated record. The transcript is spliced from 2 exons.